Messenger RNA from Nicotiana tabacum (common tobacco), 1057 nucleotides. NCBI's taxonomy places the organism in Eukaryota, Viridiplantae, Streptophyta, Magnoliopsida, Solanales, Solanaceae. The record is from RefSeq and is a predicted model, not a curated record.
UUUCAGGUAUGGAGAUUGAUCACAAAUUUCUUCUUUCUUGGGAAGUUCUCAAUUAAUUUUGGGAUUCGCCUCUUAGUGAUAGCAAGAUAUGGAGUGCAACUGGAGAGUGGACCUUUUCAAAGACAAACAGCAGAUUUUCUGUGGAUGAUGAUAUUUGGAGCUUUGACAUUGUUGGCUUUAUCGCUAAUCCCCUUCUUCCGCUCCCCAUUCUUGGGCAUAUCACUGGUUUUCAUGCUUCUAUAUGUCUGGAGUAGAGAAUUCCCAAACGCUAAUAUCAACAUUUAUGGUCUUGUGACUCUAAAGGCUUUUUACUUGCCGUGGGCCAUGCUCGGUUUAGAUGUUAUUUUCGGUUCACUAAUUAUGCCAGAUCUCUUGGGGAUCAUUGCUGGACAUCUCUAUUACUUCUUAACCGUGUUGCAUCCACUUGCCACGGGGAAGAAAUUGUUGAAGACACCAAUAUGGGUACAUAAGCUGGUUAUGCGUUUGAAGAUUGGAGCACCUACUGCUACUCCUGCACAACCUGAUAAUGCCGGUGCAGCUUUCAGAGGGAGAUCUUAUCGGGUUGGCGAAGCAACAGCUUAUCCUGCACAGCCUGAUAGGGGUUCUGGUGCAGCAACAACUAACACUGUGCAACCUGAUAGCAGUUCUGGUGUAGCAUUCAGGGGGAGAUCAUAUCGCCUUGGUGGGUGAGUUGCUGCAUUUUCCACCUUCAACCGGUAGCUUCAAGUCAAUAGUGAAUUUUUAUUCACGUUAGCUUGACAAUGCAGCGCAAGGCAAUUUUUUUUUUGUAAAGUACAAUGUUGAAAAGGUGUAAUGCUGCCAUGACAUGUUGAAAUGCAGAUGAAUGCAUAACCACCCGUAACCCACCCUUCCUGAGGAAAAACUGAUUUGUGUAGAAUGGUAGAAGUUUUUACGGAAGGAUAGCUGGAAACAGAUUGUCAAUCCAUUUGGGGAAAGAAGAGUUGAUAGGUGAAAAUUUCUGAUUUGGAUAUUUGCUAUGGAUUUUCCACGGAGAACGCUGCCAAUGAAUAAAGGUUGCGUAGUUUAGCAGCUGUUA